Pestalotiopsis fici W106-1 is the source of this 4107-nucleotide messenger RNA. RefSeq lists its product as uncharacterized. Bases 1 to 4107 code for a protein of 1368 amino acids. The record is from RefSeq and is a predicted model, not a curated record. The transcript has a single exon. Gene Ontology annotation, biological process: phosphorylation; phosphorelay signal transduction system. NCBI's taxonomy places the organism in Eukaryota, Fungi, Ascomycota, Sordariomycetes, Amphisphaeriales, Sporocadaceae. Gene Ontology annotation, molecular function: phosphorelay sensor kinase activity.
AUGGGGGACUUGCGACUGCCGUUGGAGGACGCCAUCCUCGAGCUCUUCCAAGCAGAUCCUAGACCAACUUUUAUUGUAGAGCUGCCACAAGACGGAGCUGCCACCACCGCCGUCCGUUUCUCUAAUGCCGCCCUCGAGGCCGACCCGAGCCUCCACGAUGCCAUCCUCGACGUUGUCUUGAACCACGAGGGACAGUUCUGGGCCUGGAUCCAAGCCCAGCCCGACGUCAACGGGCAACAUGAGCCAAAGAAAUCGACCUCGUAUAUGGACCACUACUGGACUCGCACAGUACACCAUUCCAGAUAUGUCAUUGUCUCCAGUAACGAGCAACGACGACCAAACACCCCUCAGCGGCCAAAGAUUAGACACAAUGACCGAAGCCACACUCUGCUCAAGGUCCCCGCCGCAGGCACGGGCAAUGGCUCGGCGCUGGAAAGCGAGGGAGAAGAGUUCACUGUCCCAGGCUUGACACCGGAGCAAGAAGAGCCCUUUGUGCUCACCGUCAACAGCUCCGACUGGUCCUCGACGCCCUUGGGACCCAUGACGGAAUGGCCAGUGCAACUUCACCAAACAUUUAACCAAAUUCUCGCAGACUCGAGACCAAUAGUGCUUUACUGGGGGGCUAGCCUCACUACACUCUACAACGAGGCCUUUGCCAAGCUAUGCGGCGCAAAGCACCCUGGCCUGCUUGGCAAACCCCUCAAAGACGCCUGGCCCGAUUUCAGCGACAAAAUUCACGAGACAAUGAAGAAGGCAACCACCAAGCGACAUGCCAGCGAAGAGGAGGAGUGGCGCUUCUUUAUCGAAAAGUCAGAUGGCAGCCAGGAAGAGACCUAUCUCAAGUGGUCCAUUGUCCCCAUAGUGACAGAAAAGGACAAGGAAAACGUCGGCUUUUUGCAACCGGUGAGCGAUACAACCAGAAUGCGUCUUUGGGACCGACGCAUGCAUCUGCUCAUCGAUAUUGGCGAGUCUGUGGUCACAGCAAGAGACGCCAAAUCCUACUGGCGCAAGACGUUGGAGGCACUCGAGGCUUGCGAGCCUAGCUACGAUAUUCCCCUUGCACUCCUGUACUCUGUAGAUGGUAACACCAAGGCGGACUCGACUUCGCCGGCAAAGGACGAAGAAAAUAGUGUCUGCCGCCUUCAAGGUUCGCUCGGCGUACCCAAAAACCAUCCUCUGGCACCUUCCAACUUGGCACUGUCGACAAACGACAGCAGUCUCUCCUUGGCUUACCGUGAAGCCAUUCGCACACGAGAGCCGAUACUCAUAUCGACAAAAGAUGGUACUUUGCCUGAAGAUCUCCUCCACGGUGUUCAUUGGCGUGGCUUCGAGGAACCGUGUCACGAGGCCAUCGUCCUGCCGCUCCAACCAACAAAGGACGAACGCGUCAUGGGGCUACUUAUACUCGGACUAAACCCCCGCCAACCAUAUGCACUAGACUAUCAGCAGUUCAUUUCUUUGCUAAACCAGAAGCUAGCUACAACUUUGGCCUCUGUCGUCUUGCUGGAGGAAGAAUCGCGGAGAAACAGGAACAUCUCGGAACAAGCCGCCUACGACCGAGCCAAGCUGAAGGAGAAACUGGCAGUCCAAACCAAGGAGGCCAAUGAAUGGGUUGCCAAAUUCCAAGCCAUUGCCGAACUCAUUCCUGUGGGCAUGUGCUUUGGCAGUCCCGAAGGCGAAAUAUCAUUUGCUAAUGACGCAUGGCACAACAUUACUGGUGUGACCAAGUCUGAUAGCCUUACACAGCAAGAAUUCUUUUCCCGUGUCGUCGAGGAGGAUCGACCGACUGUAGCUCGUGCCUACAGUCAGAUGAAGGAUACUGGAACGGUCAACCUCGAGUUCAGAAUCUACCGAGACGAUGAUGCGCCGCUGCAACAACCCAUCGGAAGCUCUCCGGCCUUUGAAAAAGUUGGCCUGGACUUUGGUAACGAAAGCCCACGCGAACGAUACAUCAGCGCAGCUCUGAAAGCCGAGAUAGACCCUGACGGCACAGUAAUACGAAUCUUUGCCUGCAUGACCGACGUCACUUUACACAAAAAGGCCGCCGACGCUGCGAUUCGCAAGGCAUCUCAAGCAGAGAAUCUGAAGAAGCUAGCCGAGAAUGCAUCAGUCGGCAUGUAUGAAAUGCAGUCGGAUGGCAGACUAAUCUGGGCAAACAGCACGUUCUUUGAAAUGUGUGGAUUGGAAAAGAUAGACCUUACCAAGCAAGAGGUCAAGCCAUUUGAGUCAUGCGUUGUCGAAGAGGACAUGCCCUUGCUGAAUCAGGCUCUGGAGAGACUUACGACCAAGGGCAAAAAAGCAUCUGCCGAGAUCCGCCUGAACACCCUUUGGACAGAGGAAGACUUUGCAGGGAACAAGAUCGUGGCACCGCGCUGCAUCCUUGCGUCCUUUAGGCCAGUAAAAACCUCCGGUGUGAUCGAGACCUUUACGGGCUGUCUUGUAGACAUGACAUUGCAACGACAACAGUUUGAAGUUGAAAGACAGCGCAAAGACGAGGCUAUCGAAUCGAAACGCCAGCAGGAGAACUUUAUCGACAUGACAAGUCAUGAGAUGAGAAAUCCUCUCAGCGCAAUUGUCCAGUGCGCUGACUCGGUUGUUGCAUCCUCUUCCAGAGGCGAACAAGUCUUGAAGGAGGCAAAGCGUGAAAGCAACAAGGGCCCAUUUGUGCUUGACGCCGAGGCCCAUCGAGAGCUACUGCACCUGCUCUCGACCUGUAUCGACAAUGCAGAAACCAUCGAUAUUUGCGCUCAACAUCAACGGCACAUUGUCGACGACAUCCUGACCAUGUCCAAGAUGGACUCGGACCUUUUAGCCAUUAGCUCGGCCACAGUGGACCCCAGGGUCGUCGCUACAGAGUCCUUGAAGAUGUUUGAGGUAGAAGCCCGACGUGUCGACAUCAAUCUCACAAUGACGAUUGAUAAGGCGUAUGACGACCUCAACAUAGAGUUCCUAGACUUUGAUCCGUCACGGUUGCGACAGGUCUUGAUCAAUCUCUUGACCAACGCAUUGAAAUUCACCAAGUCACAAGCAACGAGGAACGUUUCAAUCAAGCUCAGCGCCUGCAAGGAAAGGCCAACAGACAAUAUAUCCUCUCUGCAGUAUAUACCACAUACGACGGACGCCUCACUUAUCCAAGUUGAGCCUGAAAGAACCGAUGCAGAUGUGAUCUAUCUUACAUUCGAGGUCAAGGACACUGGACAAGGACUGACUGAUGAGGAAAAGUCUUCGCUGUUCCAACGCUUCGUACAGGCAUCUCCUAAGACGCACGUGAAGUACGGUGGCUCUGGAUUGGGACUAUUCAUCAGUAAACGCUUAACCGAAAUGCUUGGAGGGCAGAUUGGUGUUGCUUCUCGACCUGGGCACGGUUCCACUUUUGCCUUCUACAUUGCUGCCAUGGUUCCAGGCCCCGAGGCUCUUCAAGAGGCAAGAGCAACAGCUAAGACCAUUGUUCCAGCUAUCCCAACUCCUACCAGCAGUGUACCACCGAAGCACCAAUUGUCAGAGUCGGCACGUCCUCAGACGGUGGCGCCAUCGGACAAUGUUGUUAGAGGCGUCCUCAUUGUCGAGGACAAUUUGAUCAACCAGCAAAUCACACGUCGCGGACUUGUAGAUAAGGGUUACAGGGUAGAAGUGGCCAACCAUGGCAUGGAAGCUCUAGAGAAGCUCAAACUCACCAACCGCAUGGAUGGCCAAUUCCCUCUCGACGUGGUAAUGAUGGAUAUGGAGAUGCCAAUCAUGGAUGGACUCAGCUGCACACGAAAUAUCAGAGAUCUGGAACGGGAAGGCAAACUGCGUGGUCCCCGCAUCCCUAUCAUUGCCGUCUCGGCAAAUGCCCGGAUUGAACAAAUUCAAGAGGCCAAGGCCGCCGGCUGCGAUGAUGUGCUCGUCAAGCCAUACAAGAUCCCGGAGCUCAUCAAAGUCAUGCAGAGACUUGCGAGGCGGAUGGACAGACCGGAGAUUUCGCCGACCGAGAAGACAUCGCCGGUUGAGAACCCAGAGAAUCCUCCAGCAGAAAACACCACAACGUCCAGCACGGGCAGGACAGAAAGAUCUGUCACUGAGAAAGCAGAAACGUCCGUCACUGAGAAAGAAGAGCCUGCCGCAUGA